AUGGAAUCUUUCCAAGUGGAAGCGCCUGCGGUGGAAGAUCCCAGGCCAGCAAGGGCAGCGCCCAGGUUAUGGACGCCCAUCAAGAUUGCUGUGGCGGUACUUCUGGUGGGUGUCAGUCUGAGUUUGAGUGCGCUCUUGAUCCAUUAUUUUGUCGCGCAGAGCUCCUCUGGCGGGGCCCCGUCCCCGCCAAGGUCUCCAGAUGACGAUGAAAUAUGCCAGGACUUGCCAUAUUCCUCCAUACCUGUGCCCACCAGCAAGGUCGGCAUUGCCGAAGCAGUCACGGACUGGGAGGGUUGUCCUAUGUUCGUGGCAAGUCGUGAGAUGGGUUUGGGAGCCGGUUGGAGCCCUCCCUCUCCACCAAGGCGCCUGUUCUUCGGGAGUUGCCGCACAUACCGGGUACCACUUGACUAUAGUCAGGGAAUGGCCGGUGGCAGCAUCACUGUGACAGUGAAGCGCUCAGAUGAGGGUGCCAAAGAUGAUGGCCAGCUCUGGUUGAUGCAAGGUGGCCCUGGUGCGCCUUCGCAUCCAUUGCUAUACCACAUCUCAGUGCCUGGAAAGGUUUCAUAUACGCUGGACCACCGUGGUACUGGAUGGUCUACGCUAUUAGAUUGCCCUAAGGUCCGCAACAAGCCUGGUAAUUUGCCGUGGGGCACUUCAUGGAUGAAGUGGGUAGGUCUCGGCAAUGUAUCCGCGGAAACUAUUGAUGCUUGCCUUUCCGAAAUAUCCAAAGACAUUGGCGCACCCAAGCAUUUCACUGCUGCCAAUGCAGCGCGAGAUCUGGCUUCAGUCAUCAUGGCAGUUCAAGCCGAAACGGGAAGCACAGCUGACAUUGGGAUCCAUGGGUUUUCCUAUGGAACCCUAUGGGCCCGACGCUUCCUGGAACUGCAAGGUGAGGAGUUUCCUAUUCUCGUCUCACAUGUUGGCAUUGAUGGCGUUUGCAGCGGAGACUAUGACUUUGGACAAUAUGCCUUGGCGGCAAAUCGCGCCGGGCAGCGUCUGUUGGACGAUUAUUGUGAUGCAGGUUGCCGGCUCAAGUUAGGUGCGCCUGAAACUGGCUCUGUUUCCGUUUGGUUCGGGGAGGCUGUGCAAGAGAUUGAGAAGGCGAUUACUGACGGGACAGCGGGAUUUUGCGGCAAGUAUCUUUGGGAGCGAUUUGCAAAGUUAUCGGCUCUUUCAGGCUGGACAGCCAAGGCGUCAGCCAAGGAGGCUUUAGGAGCUUUCGGGUAUUUGCGUGUGACUGAAGGAUCCUCAGGGAUGCAACAAUUUGUCUCGCUUGUUCUUACUUUGCGGCGAUGUGUCAGAGACGGAACUGCCAAGACAAUCCCCUCUGAUUUCUGGGCGGUUGCUGACUCAAUCGAGGCCGGUGUCCAGAGUGCAGAAGAUUACUUUCGAACCAUGCCGGCGUCCUUUUCAGCGAUUCUUCACCAUGUCGUCAGCUUCGGUGCGGGCGAAUUGCAUGCUCCGCCGGUAGUCUUGGACGACGACGACGACGACGACGACGACGACGACCAACGACUACGCCUACGAAGGAAAGGACCUCCUGAGCUGCAUGCCUGGGGGCUGGAGGAGGCGCAGCAUGGCAGCUGCAGUUUGGCAUCAUGGCGGCGAUUCUUCGAUGAACGUGUGUUUUGGGCACCGGACUUUGUGACAUUGAUGAACCGGUACCAAGAUGUAUUCAACAAAUAUGGCUAUCGUGAAAAUUCUGCACUUGUCCAUAGCAACGGGCACCCUGCGAGUAACGUGACUGUGCUCGUGACGAACGGUGACUUGGAUGGGCAGACUCCUUUGCGAUCUGCACGUGCUACCUUCGAGGCUUUGCCGACUUGCAAGGCUAAAGUUGAGCUACCAACCGGACGCCACUGUGUCUCUUCUGAUUCCUGCCUACGUGACGUGGUUCGGACUUUCUACAGCAAUUCAGUGACCUGCACUUCAGGUUCACUGAGCCCAGAAAAAUCCAGCGACCUCGGGAAGGCCUUGGAGCGGUUCGCUUCAGGGAGCUGCAGCACAAACAAAGUUACGUGGUCCAAUGGCUUGCUUGAUGUUGAUCGUUGUGGGAGAGAGAGUCACUCUUUCACCUGCAGCAAGAGUAGUGCAGCAAAGACGGGCAUGUUUGGGUUCGCUGACGGUUCUGGAGUGUGCGACCAAUGCUUUACAACGUGCGUCCAGUUGCUGGACAAAGCGAGCGUGCCAAACUCCAGAUGCAUUUGCGCAGCAGAUGCAGCGAGGUGCGGAGCCAGAGGCAACUGCACAGCAGCUGGAAUUCUAUUUUGCUCAAAGAAGGCUACGGAUGCUGGCUGUGACAACGUGGACAAGUUGUGCCGAGAGCAAGUUGCAAGCAGCGAUAACGUGUUGGUGGAGCCAGCAAUGAUUGCAGUUUAG
This is a messenger RNA of Symbiodinium pilosum, 2379 nucleotides long. The record is from the annotation of a GenBank genome assembly. Lineage: Eukaryota; Dinophyceae; Suessiales; Symbiodiniaceae.